UCAAGUGCCAGGUGGUAGGACAAGAUUAAAGAAUUAACCGUGAGUCAGGACUUAGAAGCUCCUCUGGAGUAUGCUAUCAUCUCAUUACUGACUCUUGUGGACUGGUGGAAACUAGAAGACGGGGAUUCCAUAGAGCAACAAAAGUCUAAGUGGCUUAGACUUCUGUUGCUUUCUCAUCAAGAAUAUCCUGCAAGUAAAUAGCAGCUAACCAGGGAAUGUUACCUCCAGGCUGAGCAUUAGGAAGAGAACAAGAAGAACAAGAAGGACCAGAAGCCAAGAGGGUAUGGCAUCUCAGGAGGACUAUGAAUCUGGGAUUAAGGCGAAACUUGAUGUGGAGGCGUAUGGAGACUCUUCGUUGAAGCAGUCUAAUAUGUCACUUGCAAGUGGAGACAUUCACCAGAUGAGCAUUUGCCAGCAUAUCUGUGUACCAUUCAGUCAGUACUCCUGGCCUGGUCACCAGGGAAUAUAUCACCUGAAUAAAAGAAGGAGGAUGGAGAGGGUAUCCAUGGGAAAAGCAGGAUCCUAUCAAAAGCAUAUGGACACAAGUAGCUCCUCCUCAUCUGAGGAGGAGCCAAGAGGUACGGAGCCUGCGAAGCCACUCAUCUCCCACAAAGCUUCCCAUAAUUCAUAUGUGGAACUUCAUGAGCUGGUCAUGGACAAGAACAAUGAGUUUCGCUGGAUGGAGGCUUCUCACUGGAUCAAACUGGAAGAGGACUUUGAGGAGAUGGGGCAUUGGGGGAGACCUCACCUUUCAUACCUGACUUUCCAAAGUCUUUUGGAGGUGCGCAAGGCUUUUAGCAAAGGAACUGUCCUUCUGGAUUUGCAAGAAAGAAGUCUAGCUGGGAUUGCUAAUCAGGUGCUUUCCCAAAUGAUCUAUGAAGGAAAACUCAAGCCUGAUGACCAAGAAGUGCUUUUAAGAACUCUUCUACUUCAGCACAGUCACCCUAGUGAAUCAGCUUCAUUAAACACUCUCUUGCCUGCACUGGUACAACGGACAGAUACCAAAGAUUCAACUCAACCACUGCUUCAAGAACAUCAACAAAUUGAGAUGAAGACCUUUUCUAAUGGCUCAGAGCAGGGAGAGUCAAGUCAUAGUGAUUUUAAGAAACAGCUGUUAGAUAAGAUUCCUCCUGAUGCAGAAGCCACUCUGGGAUUGGUUGGCUGUGCCACCUUCCUGGACCGACCCACUGUGGCCUUUGUACGCUUGAAGGAGGCUGUGGAGCUGGACUCUGUCCUGGAAGUUCCUGUCCCUGUCAGGUUCCUUUUUGUGGUUCUGGGUCCUGAUUCCCCCCACAUUAACUACCAUGAAAUCGGAAGAGCCAUCUCAACUAUGAUGUCUGAGAGGGUAUUUCGCAAUGACUCCUAUAUGGCAGAAGGAAGACAGGACUUGAUAAAGAGUCUGGAUGAGUUCCUAGAUUGUUGCAUUGUCCUCCCACCCUCUGAGAUCCAAAAUGAAAGACUUCUCAAAAUGUUGCUGCCAGUGCAGAAGGAUUUCCUAAGGAAGAGGUACCUCCCAGUGGAGAAGAAACUGGAAGAGCCACUAAAAGACCUAGGGCACAAACUGAAAGACCAUGACAUCACAGCAGAAGAUUCGGAUGAUUCCUUGCGCCGAACUGGAAAGAUUUUUGGGGGGAUGGUGAAAGACAUAAAACGUCGGUACCCCAAGUAUCUCAGUGACAUCAAAGAUGCUCUGAAUCCACAAUGCCUGGCUGCAGUCAUCUUCAUCUACUUUGCAGCCCUUUCUCCUGCCAUUACUUUUGGAGGCCUGCUUGCUGAAAAGACAGAACGUCUGAUAGGAGUUUCUGAGCUUCUACUCUCUACUGCAGUUCAGAGUGGACUCUUUUGUUUGCUGGGAGCUCAGCCUCUCCUUGUUGUGGGAUUCUCCGGCCCCCUUUUGGUCUUUGAAGAAGCUUUUUAUGCAUUUUGUGUGAAUAAAAACUAUGAAUACCUUGUGGGAAGAGUCUGGAUUGGCUUUUGGCUGAUACUGAUAGUGGUAGUGGUGGUGGCUUUUGAGGGCAGCUUCCUGGUGCGUUUCAUCUCUCGCUACACUCAGGAGAUCUUUUCAAUCCUCAUCUCCCUCAUCUUCAUCCUGGAAACUUUCUUCAAACUCAUCAAGAUUUUUAAAGAGCACCCUCUGAAAGAGGUGUAUAAAAACAUCACCUUUCCCCCAGAUGAAGAACCAAGGUACCCUGUACCAAAUACUGCUUUGCUUUCUCUUGUGCUGAUGGGAGGAACAUUUUUCAUCGCUUUCUUCUUACGGAAGUUCAAAAACAGCAGUUUUUUCCCUGGCAAGCUUCGCCGGGUGAUUGGUGACUUUGGUGUCCCUAUUGCCAUCUUUAUCAUGACAUUGGCAGACUAUCUUAUUAAAGAUACCUACACUCAGAAAUUGAAAGUUCCCAAAGGCCUUCAAGUCUCCAAUCCUGAACAACGGAAUUGGUUUAUCCAUCCAUUAGGUUCUUCAUUAGGAAAUCCAUUCCCCAUAUGGAUGAUGUUUGCUACAGCUUUGCCAGCUCUCCUAGUUUUCAUUCUCAUCUUCUUGGAGACACAGAUCACCACGCUGAUUGUAAGCAAACCUGAGAGGAAGAUGCUGAAGGGUUCAGGUUUCCAUCUCGACCUCCUUCUUAUUGUUGGAAUGGGAGGUAUAGCACCACUUUUGGGCAUGCCCUGGCUGAGUGCCACCACAGUGAGGACUGUCACUCAUGCUAAUGCUCUGACAGUUAUGUCCAAGACUACUCUGCCAGGAGAAAAGGCCUGCAUCCAGGAGGUCAAGGAACAGAGGGUUACUGGCUUCCUGGUGGCUAUUCUUGUGGGCUUGUCCAUACUCAUGGAACCCAUCUUGAAGCUGAUUCCACUUGCAGUACUCUUUGGCAUCUUUCUUUAUAUGGGGGUAACAUCUCUCAAUGGCAUUCAACUAUAUGACCGCAUACUUCUUUUGCUGAAGCCACCUAAAUACCAUCCAGAUGUGUCCUAUGUUACAAAAGUAAAGACCUGGCGUAUGCACAUCUUCACCUUCACCCAGAUGCUCUGCCUAGGAUUGCUGUGGGGAGUGAAAUCCAGCCCAGCCUCCCUUGCCUUGCCUUUUAUACUCAUUCUGACUGUCCCUCUUCGACUCUUCCUGCUCCCUUUCAUUUUCACAGAUGUUGAGCUCAAGUGUUUGGAUGCUGAUGAUGCUGAGGUGACUUUUGAUGAGACAGAAGGCCAAGAUGUCUAUGAUGAAGUCCAGAUGCCUGUUUGAGCACCCAGCUGCUACUGCCACUAGGCAAAUGAGGAACCAAUUUUUUUCCCAAAAAACAUUGGAUAUCAGAAUCUGGAGGAAGAUAUCCAUAUAGCUAUAUGAAUCAGAGUAUAUGUAUGUAUGUAUGUACGUACGUACCUACGUACGUACGUACAUUCAUACAUACAAACAUACAUUGAUUGCACAUGGCCAAACAUUCCGGUGGUGUAAAUAUGUAUGAUUGUCAACACAUGGAUCCUGUAGGAUUUAAGAAACAUAUUUUCCCCCAGUCAAUUAUAGUUCUAUAGUGAAUCUUAACAUUUCUUUCUUAGGAUUUAGGAAAUAGAUGUACUUUCCCAGAAGGGGAAAAAAGUACCAAGAUAUGCAAGAAUUGUUGAAGAGAUGAUACAUGUUAACAGUGGACUCCCAUUUUUAAUGCAGCUAUAACACAGAUGCUUCUCUUCUGUAUUUGUGUGCUUGUGUGUGAGAAGCUUUAUCGGUCAUAGAGGAACCCAUCUAGUUUUCUACCAAGAUAAGAAGCAUUUUUAUUACUCACAUUGCCAGACCUUGUACACCAAUGAAUAUCUGUAAUGUGUUUUGAAAGAAAUGCUGAAAAUCCAUCACUGAUCUCUGAUGGACCAUCAGAGUGAAUGCUUCAGAUUGCUAGAGUGAACUGAAGCUAAGAAGAAAAGGCAAUAAGAUCUUUCUUUAAUCACUGGAAUUAUAGAAUAAGAAAAAGCUGGAGCAUGAAAAUGAGGCACAGAAGAAACACAAUGAGGGUGCCUUAUUCACAAUGGAAAGAAGCAACACUCCUAAUCUCAUGGUGGAAACCAGGAAUUGAAAUGGCAGAAACAUCAGGUUUCAAGAAUCAAGAAUGUUAAUUUGAUAUGAAAUGCUGACAGAUGAACAAAAUCCAUCACAGCUUGUCAAGUGGGGAUGACAUAUAUGAAAAAUUGGCUUCCCUGGAAAGCUAGUCAUCUUUUUCUUUGUAGAUGGUUUGCAUUUUUUGUGAAUUCAUCCUACUCCCUUUCCCACUGAAACUUGAAUUAUGCUAAUAUGAUGAAGGCAUCAUCCAAAAAUACAGUCCUGCCUUGGUUACUUCUGUUGCUUGCUUGUUCUUGUAGUUAGAUUUUAAUAAAUGCUACUGUUUUUUUCCUUAAGUUGGCAUCUAUCUAAGUCCCUACCUGAGAAAUGUGCCACUUGCCAAAAAAAAUAGUAUAUCCCAGAUUAUAAUAAUUAGAACUGUAUAUUUGAAAGGGUAGCAUAAGCAACUAUCUUGGUUAGCUUCCAAUCAAAUACCAAUUACUAGUCCUUAAGAAUAGAAAAAUCAUGUAAAUCUCACCAAUCAGUCCUUCCUUCCCUGUCUUGCUUAUUAACCAGUCCAAGGUAAACAAAUAUUCCUGCAUCCAAGAAGCCAUUCUAAGAUAAUGUCUGCAAACAGGCUCAAUUUACAGACUGUUAUUGCAAAAUAGGCUUUACUUUUUGCAUACCUUGAAAUUUCACAUGCGUCAACAGAAUUUAUAUAUAGCAAUAUAGAAUUUUUUCCCCUCUCAUUUCAAAUCUCUAUAUUGGGUGUUGUUCUGAAUCAAGCUUUGAGUCUUCGUUAACUUUUGCUUGCCCAAAUACUUUUCAAAUGGUCUUUGGCAAUCCACGUUUUUCCUUCUUAGAAAUGUCACAUGUUGCCCAUUGAAAGUUUGUCGUCUUAUGGGGUUUUUUUUCCACACGAUUGUAGCAAUAGUGAUGAAUGUAGAAUCUAUAUUAAUGCAGGAUCUAAAUAAAUGCAGCAGGUUCCAUUUCCUCCUUAGAAUUUUUGAAAAUGUUUCUCAUGGUGGCAUAAAUUCAAUAUUGGUAAUAGUCAUUUCAGCAAUAUUAUUAUUUGUUAUUUCCUAAAAAAUAAUAAAGGUGCUAAACUCAA
Molecule: messenger RNA, 5129 nt
Organism: Thamnophis elegans (Western terrestrial garter snake)
Lineage: Eukaryota; Metazoa; Chordata; Lepidosauria; Squamata; Natricidae
Gene: SLC4A1
Product: solute carrier family 4 member 1 (Diego blood group)
Exons: 21
Coding region: 284-3235 (983 amino acids)
Biological process (GO): bicarbonate transport; transmembrane transport; monoatomic anion transport
Cellular component (GO): plasma membrane; basolateral plasma membrane
Molecular function (GO): monoatomic anion transmembrane transporter activity; bicarbonate transmembrane transporter activity; solute:inorganic anion antiporter activity
Source: RefSeq, a predicted model, not a curated record